UAAUCGUCUUCUCCCCCCUCCCUCUCUUCCUCCCCUCCCUCCCUCUCCUCUCUCAGUGGGGGCGAUCGACGACAACCUGCUGCUGAUGCUGUUCUGGAUCCUCACCGGGCUCUCCGUGCUGUGCUUGUUCUUCCAGCGUUACGGCCUGCAGCCCCUCACCAUCGCUCUGAUCCUCAGGUCCAUCUACCACGUGGGCAUCGGAAACACCCUCAUACUGCUGGGCUCUCUCAACCUGAUCAAUAAGGUGGUGUUUGUGGUGAGUUUUGUGGGAAACAACGGGACGUUUAUUAUGGGAUACAAAGCCAUGGUGAUGGACGUGGAGUUCAUUUACCACCUGGCCUACGUCCUCACCUCCACCCUGGGGCUGUUCGUCCACGAGCUCUUCUACAGCAUCCUGCUGUUUGACCUGAUCUACCGGGAGGAGACUCUGUUCAACGUGAUAAAGAGCGUGACUCGUAACGGGCGCUCCAUCCUGCUGACGGCGCUGCUCGCCCUCAUCCUCGUCUACCUCUUCUCCAUCGUGGGCUUCCUCUGCCUGAAGGACGACUUCAUCAUGGAGGUCGACCCGCUGCUGCACCUCGCAG
Notothenia coriiceps (black rockcod) is the source of this 584-nucleotide messenger RNA. RefSeq names its product inositol 1,4,5-trisphosphate receptor type 3-like. Gene Ontology annotation, biological process: calcium ion transport. The annotation marks the transcript as partial. The record is from RefSeq and is a predicted model, not a curated record. NCBI's taxonomy places the organism in Eukaryota, Metazoa, Chordata, Actinopteri, Perciformes, Nototheniidae. The transcript is spliced from 3 exons.